AUGCACUUCCUAAACCUCCUCCUCAUUGACUUCCUCUGCAUGCUCGCGCAACUUACAGUUGCUACCCCCGCCCCCCUCGGGGGCCCCCUCGAGAAGCGGCAAUGCAGCAUAAACGGCUGCGAGUGCGUUCCCGGCAUCCACCCGAGCCAGUACUGCUGGGGGUGCAAGUAUGUCACCAAGGGGGGUAGUGACCCUAGUGUUGACUACAGGGGAUGGAUAUAUGAGUGCGCACCGACUGGGCGUUGCUGUACUUAUGGGCCGAGGAAUAGCUGUAAUAACGCGGCGGAUCCGUGUUGGCCGUAG
Messenger RNA from Morchella sextelata, 303 nucleotides. RefSeq lists its product as uncharacterized. The transcript is spliced from 2 exons. The record is from RefSeq and is a predicted model, not a curated record. Lineage: Eukaryota; Fungi; Ascomycota; Pezizomycetes; Pezizales; Morchellaceae. Bases 1 to 303 code for a protein of 100 amino acids.